CAGAUUUAAAAAGUCACUGUACUCCUGUAGUACAAGGAAAUGGAGCGGUGCAAAGCAUUAAAAUAUUGAAUUGUAAACAAGUCAGCGGAAGAAAGGGAAGGUGUGUCGGAGGAGGCUACAGCUAUUCUAGCCGCUCAUGGGAUUUAUUGCAUACUUACUGUAACGAUAGGCAUAAAGAUAUUUGAACACUUCAUUGUCAGAGACGAACAACUUAGCCGAUGGAACUGUCAGCAAUCGGCGAGCAAGUAUUUGCCGUGGAGUCCAUCACUAAGAGAAGAAUUAGAAAGGGACACGUCGAGUAUUUAUUGAAGUGGAAGGGCUGGCCUCCAAAGUACAGUACAUGGGAGCCAGAGGAGCACAUUCUAGACCCUCGACUAGUAUUAGCAUAUGAGGAAAAAGAACAUAGGGACAGAUCAGUGGGUUGGCGGAAAAGAGGUCCAAAGGCUAAACGACUGCUUGUGCAGAGGAACAUCUACACAAUGGAUCUACGCAGCGCACACAAAGAUACAGAGAAUGCUUCAGAACAUCUGUCACUCUCGUUGUGUGGUGAUGGGGAUAUGAGGUUCCCGUCUGCAGGGGCGUGUAUGUAUCAUAAUUUUUCCCAGCAUAAUAGAAAGAAAAAGGCAUCCAGAGACACAUCGGAGGAGGAAUGGGAUAGAAGGGAGGACGAUGAUGACGAGGGUGUUAUGGAGGAGGAUGAGGAAGAGGAGGAUACAAGACAGGAAGAAAUUAUAACUGGCAGCAGCACUUUAAACAAGGAUGUCAGGACAGGAGGCUGGAGUCCAACUGCUGAAUCCGAAGUCGUAUCUAUGUGUCCUUUGACUGAACAGUGGUGUCCAGUUAUGGGACCAGAGGAGGUAACUGUGACAGACGUCACCAUCAACUCACUAACAGUAACUUUUAGAGAGGCUUUAGUAGCAAGGGGUUUCUUCAGGAACUGGGAGCUGGAGAUCUGAUAUAACAAGGAGAACGUUGACGGAGAGAGUGAGAGAAACUGAGUCGGUACUUACAUCAUUUGCUUUGUUUAUUAUGACGUUGCAUGACUUCCAGUGAUUCAGACAAAGCUCAACUGCGCAGAAAAUAUGAAAUAAUCGAAAAGGAUUUUAAUGUCAUAAUGUAAUACAUUUAAUUGUACUGUGGUAAUAACCUUCAAAAACCUGCUUUUAGGAUUGUUAUCCGAUUACAUUAAAAAUAUAAUUUCAUGAUUUUAAUGACAGUUAUGAAUUGAGUCUAGGGAAGAGUUUAGGCAUUGUUGUAUUGACCAUGAAACAGUACCAGUUCUCUGAUGUUGAUCUGUGACAUGGUUUUCAUUGCAGUAAAGAGUAAAAAUUCUACGAAACAAUAAACUUCAGUAUAAAACAUCAAUAUAUACAUGUACCUACAUUUUCAAAUCCACAAGUAUUGACCUCUUUAGAGGCAACACUGAAAUUAUCUCACAUUUAGCAUUUUAGCACUUAUUGUUAUCGUGGUCAUCUUUAAAACUGCUUGAACAAAAAAAUGGUGUGGGGAAAAAUGUUACCCUUGUUUUAUUUGUUGCUGCACAAUCAUGUUCCACUGUUACAAUGUGUGUGUAACCGCACUUUAUUUUUUCCAACACUAUAACUUUUUAAUAACUUAAAUGUUACAGGGUCUGUGCAAAUAUUUUUCUCACUCCCGAUUUAGUCUUCUUGUGCACUGUCACCAAGUAUGACUGCACUGUAUUGGACAGUAGUCUUCAACGUUAGAUUUAACUUGAUUACUGUUUAUUGGUGUUAUUUUAGACUAGGAGAACUGAAGACAACUGUUAUAUUUUUCUAUUUUGACAUGAAUGUAUAUUUAGCCUUUAGGAAUAUCAAUCUCUGGAGGCUAAGCUGUUUUUUAUGCCACUAUAGUAGUAGCUGACUUUGUGAUCGAUAUAAAUUUAACUUUGUGUGCCAAAUGUCUGUUGCUUUCGCUUUUGAGAAUAUUUGCACUUUAUUUGAAGUCCUGGUAUUAUGUUGCCAUCAAUAAAACUUUGGUGUAAUUGUAUCAUUA
This is a messenger RNA of Triplophysa dalaica, 2013 nucleotides long. RefSeq names its product chromobox homolog 7b (gene cbx7b). The transcript is spliced from 6 exons. The coding region runs from base 219 to 956 and encodes 245 amino acids. Gene Ontology annotation, cellular component: PRC1 complex. The record is from RefSeq and is a predicted model, not a curated record. NCBI's taxonomy places the organism in Eukaryota, Metazoa, Chordata, Actinopteri, Cypriniformes, Nemacheilidae. Gene Ontology annotation, biological process: negative regulation of transcription by RNA polymerase II.